Ananas comosus (pineapple) is the source of this 1627-nucleotide messenger RNA. RefSeq names its product probable disease resistance protein At5g45490. Gene Ontology annotation, molecular function: ADP binding. The transcript has 2 exons. The record is from RefSeq and is a predicted model, not a curated record. Bases 190 to 1407 code for a protein of 405 amino acids. Lineage: Eukaryota; Viridiplantae; Streptophyta; Magnoliopsida; Poales; Bromeliaceae. Gene Ontology annotation, biological process: defense response to other organism.
UACAUGCAUAUUUCUCUUUACCUACUUAACAAGGAACUGCUUUCAGAAUGGUCACCUUUACUUAUUCCAUUAACUUGCAGGAUAUAUUGAACUUGCUAAUCUCAAGCAACUAGACUAUAAGACCUCAUCCACUCUCUAUAGCAGCUACCUCUUUUCUUCUUCUUCUUUUUUUUUCAGUUGGAACCAAGAAUGUCCCAGGAAGAUGUGGUCUCCCUCGCCGACAAAAUCUCUGGAGUCCUCGAGAAGGAGAAAAAUGCAAAGUUUCCAUGCAAGGAGAAGUUUGAUGAGAUCAACACGAAGCUUAGCGAGAUCCGUUCAAAGAUAUCUGCAAGCCUCCCGCAAGAUCAAACUGAUAAGUUGCGAGAUGCGUUGCACGACCUCAACAAUAUUCUCGCAGAAUGCCUGGGAUUAUCGAACCAGCAGCAAAAUGUAAAGAAAAGCUUGGUGAGUGCCUUUUCUUGUUGCAUGCCGGCCCAUCUAAGCAAUAAGCUAAGCAAAGUAGAAACUACACUGCAAGACAUACUGCCUGCGGGUAUUGAACAACAGGUAAUUGGAAGCCCUGGUCCUAGUUCUCAAGAGGAAGAUGAUGUAGGUGAUGAUUAUGAAUGGACUUGCAGUUACGUAGACGAGAGUAUGUUAUAUGGGGAUAAAGAUGAAGCCGAAAAAAUCAUUAAGGCACUCGUAAAAGACGAGGAUUUUAACGCGGUUGGAAUUGUCGGCUCGUACGGCAGCGGGAAGACCAAUUUAGCUCGGAAGGUCUUUAUUGAUGAGAAAGUGAAGGAUGAGUUCCCCCUCAGGCUUUGGGUGUGCGUCGGACCAGACUGCAAAAAACAUGAGCUCCUAUACAGGAUGUUAGACAACCUCGGCCUAGAAACCGAUGAAGUUGAAGAAAUUGUUAACAACUCGAAGGCAGUUAAGGACUCGAGCAACAAAGAUUCAGCAAAAAUAGGUGUUUUGCUCUUCAUCCUUCACUGGCAACUAUCUGAUGUGAAGUACCUGAUAGUGUUUGAUGAUGUGUGGUGCAGUACCGAUAUUGAGUGGUACAGGAACUUAGGAUCCAAACCGCCAACGGAUAAAGCGUGGGACGACCGUCUCGGUUACGGCCUGCCGAAGGGAAACGGCAAUGCGGUUAUCAUCACGUGCAGGAACGAAAAAGACGUGAGGACAAUGGUCGAUACUGGUUUAGUAUAUACACCGAAAAGACUCGAAGUUGACGAAGGUUUUCGCCUCUUCAAACGAGCAUUCGAUGAAGCGAAGAAGAACUCGAACUUACCUGUCGAGGAGGGGCUUGAGAAGAAGUUGGAGGAGAUGAAGAAGCAGAUUGUGGAUAAGUGCCUUGGCUUUCCUGCUGCACUCAUGGCAGCUGGACGUGGAUUAGCUACUCAGCAAAAUCCGUGUGUUGAUUAGUGCAUUAUAAAUAUUAUUCUCUUCUGCUUGUUCGAUUGUGUGAUUUAUAGCGUACGUAUGCCAUUGUGUGUGCAUUUUAAUUUCUUCUCUUUGCUCAACGCAAUUUUAUUGUACCCCUUUUUUUUUUUUGGUGUUUAAGAUAAAUGCAUGCUGAUGCAUGUUUGGAUUGCGCCUGGUGAUGAUGUUAUAGUUUGAUCUUCUCUUCUGUCCUACUAUGAAA